Messenger RNA from Meleagris gallopavo (turkey), 390 nucleotides. Lineage: Eukaryota; Metazoa; Chordata; Aves; Galliformes; Phasianidae. The record is from RefSeq and is a predicted model, not a curated record.
CCAAUGUGUUUUACAAUGGAAAAGGGCACACUCACCUUUAUUUCUUUCUUGCAGGCACAAGACCUGAAUGUGAUUGAGGAGGUGAUCCGGAUGAUGCUGGAGAUCAUCAACUCCUGCCUGACCAACUCCCUCCAUCACAACCCCAACCUGGUGUACGCGCUGCUCUACAAGCGCGAUCUGUUUGAGCAAUUCCGGACCCACCCCUCCUUCCAGGACAUCAUGCAGAACAUAGAUCUCGUGAUCAGUUUCUUCAGCUCCCGGUUGGAGCACGCUGAAGCUGACCUGUCGGUGGAGCGCGUUCUGGAGAUCAUCAAGCAGGGAGCUGUGGCUUUGCCCAAGGACAGGCUCAGGGUAAGUGCUCAGCUCAUCAGUUAACAUAUGCUGUUCCAG